AUGGACACCUACCGGCUUGGCGUGGAUGUUGGAGGCACUUUCACCGAUGCUUGCGCCUUCAGCCCCAAUGGCAAGAUCUAUCGAGCCAAAGUCCCAUCUACUCCCCACGACCAGUCUAUCGGCGUAAAGAACUCCAUCGACAAAGUCCGAGCAGCGAUCCAGGCAGUAGAGCCAUUCACCGGCAAGUUUGGGGCUCUCCACCAUGGCUCCACCGUGGCUACAAAUGCUCUGCUGGAAGGCAAGGGCGUACCAGCGGCCUUGAUCGUGACUGAGGGACACAAAGACGUUCUGGUUGCGAGAAGAUCACAGAUUCCAGGAGGUCUGGCGUCGUGGAUCAAUUGGGCACCUCCACCGCCUUUGAUCCCGCUCGAACGCACCCUUCAAGUGCCGGAGAGAAUCGGAGUCGAUGGCAGUGAAGUCAGGCCAAUUGACCAGGAUGCGCUUCGCAGGGAGCUCCUCACAGUGAAAGGCAAGGUCCAAGCUGUCACAGUUUCUCUGAUCAAUUCUUGGGUCAACGGUGAGCACGAGAAGGAAGUCGGAAAGAUCGUGAAGCAGGUUCUGGGAGAUGAUGUUGAGGUAUCGCUUUCCCAUGAAGUGCUGCCAGAGCUGGGAGAGUACGAGCGGACUGUGACAGCAGCCGCGAACUCAGUGGUGAAGCCUGAGGUCAAACGCUACAUGAAAGGACUCAGCGAGAAGCUCAACGACGACACACCGACAGUGCGCAUUUUGAAGAGCGAUGGCGGCCUCACGAACCUGACCCUCGCCGGAGAACUACCCGUCAACAUUCUGAUGUCAGGACCUGCUGGUGGCGUCAGAGGCAUCACCAGCAUCAUCGCCAAUGCCACCGGACACAAGAACUUGGUCACGCUGGACAUGGGAGGCACAAGCACAGAUGUUGCUCUGAUUGCAAACUCUCUGCCUUCCCUCCGGCGUGAGACGAUGGUUGGUGACCUUGCCGUACGAAGCCCCAGCGUGGAUGUUCGCACGAUUGGUGCCGGUGGAGGCAGUCUGGCCUUCUUCUCGAAGCUCACGAAUACUCUCCGCGUGGGGCCCGAAUCCAGCGGUGCCAACCCGGGUCCGGCGUGUUAUGGUCGAGGCGGCACGCAAGCGACUGUGACUGACGCCAACCUGGUGCUUGGAUAUCUACCUGAAACUCUGCUGGGAGGCGACUUCACACUGGACAUCGCGGCCGCUCGUGCCGCUGUAGGUUCGCUGGCCGAGGAGAUGGGCAAGACACUGUACGAAGCCGCGGAAGCCAUCAUUGAUCUUGCAAACGAGGCCAUCUAUGGUGCUCUUCGGUUGGUGUCUGUCGAACAAGGCCAUAACCCAGCCGACUUUGCUUUGGUCGCUUUUGGUGGUGCUGGACCGCUGUGCGCCAACGCCGUAGGCAAGUUGCUAGGAGCAUGGCCGGUCAUCGUACCAGCUGCGCCUGGUAUUCUUUGUGCACAAGGCGACGCCACCACAAAGAUGAGCCACGAGCUCUCUGCGUCCUUCAUCCAACUUCUGAAGUCGACGACCAUGGAGAUCAUCCGGCAUGAAAUCCAAAUGCUAAAGGAGAGAUGCGAGGCUACAAUGAAGGACGCAUUGGACGAGGAAGAGCCCCUGCUCGAUGUUGCGUAUGUCGCUGCUUUGCGUUAUAAAGGUCAAGCGCUGGAGCUGGGUAUCUCGCUGUCGGAGGACGACCUGGCUCAGUCGAUGGAAGCUUUCGAGAAGGUCGCAAAGGACAAAUUUGACCAGGUCCACCAACAGCAAUUCAGCUACACGCUUGAAAACUUCCCAUUGGAGCUCACCCGUCUCACUGUCACCAUCACAGACGCCUCGCCCGAUAUCGAGAUUCCUCGCAUCCCCACGGCAGACACCGAAACUCCGCCGGGGACCGCCAUCCUGAAGAAGAAGACGAUCGUGGUCCAAGGUAAAGAGCAUGAGGCCACAUUCUGGGAUCGUGGUGCUCUUGCAGCUGGACACAAGGUACAAGGUCCUGCCGUGGUUGUGGAAAUGGACAGCAACACUCUGGUCAGCCCAGGCUUCGUCGGUGAGGUCGACGCAGUGGGAAACAUUUGCAUCUCUCCUUUGCCAGGCAACGAGAUGCCUUCCUUCAAGUCGAGGUUUGAGAGCGCGGUGUCUGACAAGACGCAAGAGCAGAAAGAUGCAGAGGCCAGAAAAGUCGUCGAGGACAUUCCGACAUUACCGACGCUCAUUUCGUCGUCGUUGGCUUCCAUCAGAGCUGAGAUGGAUACGCUCAUGCUUCGAUGCUCGAUGAGUCCCGCAAUCAGAGAGCAGCAAGACGAGUUCAACGUCAUCGUGCUCCUCCCGAUCUACUUCGAGCAUAAGCUAGUUGGCUGGGCUGCCAACUUUGGCCAUAUGACCGACGUGCAGGGCCAAGUGCCUGGUUCGAUGUCGAUCAACGCUCAAACCAUCUUCGACGAUGGUCUGCAAGUCCCGACGAUGAAACUAUUCGAGCGAGGGAAGAUGAACAAAUCCAUUGUCGAGCUCAUGUGUCGCAAUUCCCGACAGCCAGAAUGGCUUCGCUCAGAUCUCUUAGCCCUCAUCUCAGCCUGCCGCACAGCCGCAACUCGUGUCUGCGAGCUCUGCACUCGUUUCGGACCCGAAGUCUAUGCCGCCUCAACCGACAUACUUCUACAGCGGGCCAGGACUGCAGUCAGCGAUAUCAUUGAGAAACACAUGUCAGACGAAACGACAACAUUUGUGGACUUUGUCGACGAUGACGGGCAUGGUCGUGGUCCCUUUGCGAUCAAAUGCACCCUGAGCAAGACGGCAAAGAACCGUCUGAAAUUCGACUUCAGCGGGACCAGUCCUCAGGCGAGCUCGAGCAUCAAUUACUUCCUCAGUGAGAAGAUGUGGCGCAUGUUCGUGGGCUACUACUUGCUUGUGGUCCAUGCUCCCUACACGAUCCCGAACGAUGGCUUCCACGACCUGAUUGAUGUGGAAAUUCCGGAGGGCUGUAUCCUCAAACCAGUCCGUCCGGCUGCGUUGUCUUGCCGGACACACUUUCUGGGAAGGGUCAUGGACAUCAUGCAAGCCUUGUUCGGUCAGAAGAACAGUGCUUUUAUGACCGCUGCAGGGUUUAGUGAUUCUCCGCACUUUUUCUACUCCGGCUUCAAGCCAAAUGGUGAAUGGUACCAGCUCUACCAGAUCGCAUUUGGCGGCGUUCCUGCCCGCCCCAAGGGCGACGGGCCUGACUGCCAUUGUCUUUUCCCGGCAAUCAAGAGUGUACCGACUGAAUCGAUCGAGUUGAACUUCCCAGUUCGCUUGGAAGUCAACGAAGCAGUAGCAGACACUGGCGGCGCUGGUUUUUAUCGAGGAGGCAACGCUCAGAAGACAAUGUAUCGUUUCUUGUCCGCGGGUGAGUUCAGCAUACACGACGAUCGAUGGUUCACCAAGCCCUGGGGCGUCCGCGGCGGUAAGCCUGGGGCUCGCAGCAAGAAGGCGAUUCACCGCGUGAACGGCGACAUUGAGCUCCUGCCUUCAAAGUGCGAUCACAUCAAAGUGGUACCAGGCGAUCUCUUGGAAUGGCAGACCUGGGGAGGAGGCGGCUUGGGUGACCCUCUCACCAGACCCGGCGAGACAGUCGCCCUCGAAGUCCGCCGCAAGCUCGUGACAAUUCCCGGUGCCAAAGAGAAUUACGGCGUGGUCAUCAACCCGGAAACUCUCCAACUCGACGAGCUGCAAACCGAGACCUUGCGUGCCAACAUCGAGAAGUCAGAAGCCGGCAAGGAGGCACCGUUGUACGAUCGCGGCGGCACAGUCGCCGAGCUGGCAGCGAACUGCAAAGAGGAGACGGGUUUCGAGGCGCCAAAGCCGCAGUGGGAGGAGGAGGUGUACGGACCGCAUGUGGCGCUGGACUAUGUUCAGGACUGGUACAAGAAGGGCAGAGAAGUCGGGUAUCAGAUGUGGGAUUGCUAG
This is a messenger RNA of Zymoseptoria tritici IPO323, 3924 nucleotides long. RefSeq lists its product as uncharacterized. Lineage: Eukaryota; Fungi; Ascomycota; Dothideomycetes; Mycosphaerellales; Mycosphaerellaceae. The transcript has 10 exons. Gene Ontology annotation, biological process: glutathione metabolic process. Gene Ontology annotation, molecular function: 5-oxoprolinase (ATP-hydrolyzing) activity. Gene Ontology annotation, cellular component: cytosol. The coding region runs from base 1 to 3924 and encodes 1307 amino acids. The record is from RefSeq and is a predicted model, not a curated record.